Messenger RNA from Tripterygium wilfordii, 1296 nucleotides. Its product is annotated as protein FAR1-RELATED SEQUENCE 5-like. The coding region runs from base 1 to 1296 and encodes 431 amino acids. Gene Ontology annotation, biological process: regulation of DNA-templated transcription. Lineage: Eukaryota; Viridiplantae; Streptophyta; Magnoliopsida; Celastrales; Celastraceae. The transcript has 3 exons. The record is from RefSeq and is a predicted model, not a curated record.
AUGAAAUCUUUUGCUGGAGGAUAUUCUACUGACUUCAAAUCACUCUGUGCCCUCUCCCUCCUAGAUCUGAUAUUUGUGCAUCUUGUAUCUACCUUUGUGGGGGAGGAGGGAGGGCGAAGGAAAGGAAAUGAAAGCCCAAAAAAAAUUGUUCUCGCAACAGUAUUGAAUAUGAAUGUGAUCUCUGAUAAAUGCAAUUUGACUCCUGAAAUUGGUUUGGAAUUUAACACACUCGACGAGGCUUGGAAUUAUUGGAUUGAUUAUGACAAACAUAUGGGAUUCUCUGUUAGAAAAGCGUUUGUGAAUAAAAGUGAAAAAGAUGUACGGGUUACUAUGAGGGGUUUUGUGUGCUCAGAAGAGGGUGUGCGGAGAGUAGACCAACGUCAACUCAAUCCUGAUAGUCAUAGAGAUGAGACAAGAACCAAUUGUCCUGUGAAAUUGUCUCUUUCAUUGGUGCAGGAUAGUGGAAAGUAUAGGGUUUAUGAAUUUGUGGCUGAGCAUAACCAUCUCCUACAUCUAGCAAACAUCACAUAUAUGAUGAGGUCACAAAGAAACAUCUCUGAGGUGCAAGGUUUUGAGAUAGAUUUGGCAUGUAGUGCUGGCAUUAAGCUUAAGAAGGCACAUGAGUUGAUGAGUAGACAAGCUGGUGGGAGAAGCAACCUUGGCUUCACCAAAGAUGAUCAAAAAUACUACCUCAGAACAAAAAGGGAAAAGGAUAUGGAGUAUGGUGAAGCUGGCUCUAUUCUCAGGUAUUUUCAGGAAGAGACUAUUAAAAACCCUUCUUUUAACUAUGCUGUUCAGUUAGAUAAUGAGGAACAAAUUACGAAUAUAUUUUGGGCAGAUUCUAGAAUGCUUAUUGAUUACAUUUACUUCGGUGAUGUGAUUAUUUUUGAUACAACCUAUGGUACUAACAAAGCUUUGAGACCUCUAGUUGUUUUUACUGGUUUCAAUCACCAUAGAGGUAUUAUAGUUUUUGGGGCUGCACUUCUAUAUGAUGAAACAAUAGCAUCAUUUAAGCGGCUUUUUAAGACAUUUUUAGAUGCACACAAGGAAAAAAUGCCUCAAACAAUUUUUACAGAUCAAGAUGCUACAAUGGCUAAGGCAAUAAAUGAAGUGAUGCCUCGCUCUGUCGGAGAAGAUGAUGGUCAAGAUGGAGAGCCUUUAAUAUCGUCUCUCUUGGGAAGGAUAAUGGUUGAACGGCAUCUCGUCUUUAUCGUCAUAAGAGAUGGAGAAUCCUUGAGUGGAAAGUAUGGAGGACGAGAGAAGCAGGGGUUCGGAUAUGUCGGAAGAGAGAAGUAG